AUGGUCUGGAACUUCCUGCAGCCUUCUCAGUCAAACGGACGCUCAGGCUUAUCCAUUGUGGCAGCCCCUUUGCGAUUAGCUCCCAGGCGCUUGCAGAGAGUCAAUAGCUGCAGCAGCAUCACCCAGAAGAGCAGCAACAGCAAUGGUCCGAGCACCAGCGCCGCCCGUGUCCAUCCCCGGCCCAGCAUACGAGAUGGGAUAGUCAUAGCUGUCGCCGCAUCAGGUUUCGCUGUGUGUGCCCUUAGCUGCCAGGGCAGAACAGACAGCAGCAGCGCCAGCAGCAGUAGAAUUGCACACUGCGCCACCUGUUCGACCCCUAAGGGGUCUCACGUGUACGUGUGGGGUUCCAACAUCGACGGGCAGGUGGGCGUUGGCUCAGCGCUGUCUGCUUCUCUCCCUGUGUUGCUUUCAUCCCUGCCCCUGAGGCCCCAGGAAACAGUCAUCAGCGUUUCAGGGGGGUCCCGCCACUCUGCUUGCGUGACGUCGGAGGGCCGUGUCUUCUCGUGGGGGAGAGGAGCUGCAGGAGACUCCGGGGGCCCCUCCGCUGCUGAGGGGCCCAGGGAGGUUUUGCUGCCGCUGCAGAAGGGGGACAGGCCGGUUUCUGUCUCUUGCGGUAACGGCUUCUCUCUCGUAGUUACGGAGAUGGGGUAUCUGUACACCUGGGGGAGCAACAGCCACGGGCAGUGCGGCCGCCCCCUCCACGAGGCCUCGAACCAGCAGAAGUUGGAGCCCAAGGCGGACAACUCCUUUUUUAAGGGCCCUGGUGCUCGGGAUGUCUUCGGGGGCCGGGCGCAAUCGUCUUCUUGGCUGCCUCCUGGGAAGGUAGCGGGCCCUUUGGCAACGCAGAAGAUAGUGGGGGCCUCCUGCGGGGAGCGUAUGUGCGCUGCAGUUACAGCAGACGGGAAUGUCUUUGUCUGGGGCGAUGCACGGACAGGGGGGCCCCUGGGAGGCUACAGUACCCACGGGAAAUGCCCUGCCCCUCACGAGCCUCGCCUGGUGCCGCUACCGGCCGAGGAGGCGGGCCCUACGCGAGCUGUCGCCGUGGCAUGUGGAGAGAGCCACUGUGUGGUGCUUAGCGAAAGGGGGUUUGUGUACUCGUGGGGAAGCAACUUCUAUGGACAGCUCGGCCUAGGGGGGGGGGCCCUCACGGUGGAGGCACCCCAGUUUGUCUCUGCUUUGAAAGACCAGCAGGUGGCUGCAGUUGCUUGCGGCGCGCAGCACAGUUUGUGUUUAACGAAGGACGGGAAGGUUUUUGUGUGGGGAUACGGCAAGGACGGGCAGUGCGCAGAGCCGACGCACCUCGACGUCUCCCUACCCCGACAGGUAGACUUUGGGGGCCCAUCUGGGACGCCUGCAGGAGGCCGCUGUACGCAGAUCAGUGGGGGAGAGGGGCACAGUCUUGCGCUGUGCGGAAAGGGGAAAAUCUUUGUGUGGGGCAGAGGCAGAGAAGGCCAGCUGGGCAGGGGGGGGCUCAUAGAGAGCCCUGCAGCGUCAAGGGACGCCCCCGUCGAGGUCGCCGUAGGGGAGGGCGAGCAAGUUGUUUUAGCUGCAUGUGGGGGCUGCCACACUGUUGCAGCGACAAUUCCAUCAAGUGCGCGAUAG
Eimeria mitis is the source of this 1602-nucleotide messenger RNA. RefSeq names its product regulator of chromosome condensation domain-containing protein, putative. The transcript has a single exon. Bases 1 to 1602 code for a protein of 533 amino acids. NCBI's taxonomy places the organism in Eukaryota, Apicomplexa, Conoidasida, Eucoccidiorida, Eimeriidae. The record is from RefSeq and is a predicted model, not a curated record.